AUGGCUGCCCUGCAACCCCGAAGCUGGCUGCACCUGCCCUGGGACCCCGAGCUGGCCAAAGACGCCCAGAGCUGCCUCCGCCUGGCCUGGGACGCCCGGAGCUGCCCUGGGACCCCCGAACCCCCUGCACCCUGGGACACCCUGAGCUGGCUGCGCCUGCCUCGGGCCGGAGCCCGGAGCCCAAGGCAGGCGCAGCCAGCUCAUGGGUUCCCAGGGCAGCUCCCAGCUCCGGGGAAGUCCGAGGCCAGGCGGAUGCCUGCCAGCUCAGGGGGUCCCAGCUCCGGGGAGAGCCAGCUCUGGGGUCUCAGGGUGCGUCUUGGGCGGAGCUGCCCCUGUGACCCCCGGAGGCCCUGGGACCCCGUGAGCUGGCUGCGCCUGCGCUCCGCCAAGCCGGACUGGGAGCUGGCUCUGCCCUGGGGACCCCAGAGCUGGCCCCCGUGGGACCUCGUGAGCUGGCUGCGCCUCGCGCUCCGCCAAGACGCGGGGCCCCCUGAGCUGGCUGCGCCCCUGGCUCCGCCUGCGCCCCAAAGACGCGGGCUCCGCCUGGCCUGGACUCCCAAGACGCCCGCCCCUCUGCCCUGGGACCCCGGAGCUGGCUGCGCCCGACACCUGGGACCCCCAGAGCCAGCUGUGGGUUGGGGAGCUGGCUCCGGCUGCCUGGCCUGGGACCCCAAGACGCCCGGAGCUGCCUGGGACCUCGGAGACGUGUGCGUCCUGUCGAGCAAGAAGGGAUUCAUCAAGUACUGCCUGCAGUUUGGAUAUCGAGCUCAUCCCGUGUACACCUUCGGAGAGUGCGAAACGUACCACACUUUCCGGGGCUUCAAGCGCCUGAGGAUGAAAGUCGCGAAGAACAACGUGCCCGCUCUCGCCUUCUUUGGGUGGCCCUGUUUGCCCUUUCUGCCGCGACCGCAGUCCAAGAUCCUGACCUACGCGCGGAACCCAAGCUUCGACUCCACGGACAGAGUUCGACCCUUUUUGUUGUUUUUGUUUGGUUUUUUGUAG
Effrenium voratum is the source of this 1002-nucleotide messenger RNA. NCBI's taxonomy places the organism in Eukaryota, Dinophyceae, Suessiales, Symbiodiniaceae. The record is from the annotation of a GenBank genome assembly.